Neolamprologus brichardi is the source of this 2124-nucleotide messenger RNA. The record is from RefSeq and is a predicted model, not a curated record. Lineage: Eukaryota; Metazoa; Chordata; Actinopteri; Cichliformes; Cichlidae.
AUGGAUACAUUUGUUUUCCAUGAGUGCUUCCUGCAUCCGUGUCAGAACAAGGGGACAUGUGAGGAGGUUGGAGCAGGAUAUGUGUGCACCUGCAUGCCCGGGUUCACAGGUGCCAAGUGUGAGAUUGACAUAGACGAGUGUAACUCUGCUCCCUGCCAAAAUGGAGGCCUGUGUAAGGACGGCAUAGGAGACUUCCAGUGUCAGUGCAAGCCUGGAUUUUUAGGUAAAGGGACCUUUGAGUUUGUUUUCCAUGAGUGCUUCCUGCAUCCGUGUCAGAACAAGGGGACAUGUGAGGAGGUUGGAGCAGGAUAUGUGUGCACCUGCAUGCCCGGGUUCACAGGUGCCAAGUGUGAGAUUGACAUAGACGAGUGUAACUCUGCUCCCUGCCAAAAUGGAGGCCUGUGUAAGGACGGCAUAGGAGACUUCCAGUGUCAGUGCAAGCCUGGAUUUUUAGGCUCUUUGUGUGAGGCGGAGGUAAACGAGUGCCACUCCAACCCGUGUCUCAAUGAAGGCGCGUGUGUGGACGAGGUCAACAAGUUCGCCUGCAGCUGUUCCACGGGCUUCACAGGAUCUCGCUGUGAACUGGAAAUCGACGAGUGCCUGUCCAACCCCUGUUUGAACGGCGGCGUGUGCGAAGACAUGACCGGUGGUUACACCUGUAACUGUGCCGUUGGAUUCUCAGGGGACAGCUGUGAGAUCGACACUAAUGAGUGUUACAGCUCUCCCUGCCUGAAUGGAGGCUCGUGCCUGGAUGCUGUGAACAGUUUCAGAUGUCAGUGUGUGGAGGGUUACCGAGGCCGGCUGUGUGAGGUGGAUGUGGAUGAGUGUGAUCCGAACCCCUGUGUAAAUGGGGCCAGCUGCUUAGAUGGACUGGGGUCCUACACCUGCCGCUGCCUCCCUGGGUUCAACGGAACCAGGUGUGAGACAGAGAUGUCCUCUGCCUUCAACCUGGACUUUGAGGUGUCUGGCAUCCACGGUUAUGUGAUGAUGGACGGAGUGAUGCCAGCGCUGACCGAAAUCACCUGCACCUUCUGGAUGAGGUCAUCUGACACCACUAAUUACGGCACACCGGUGUCCUACGCUGUGGAAGGCAGUGAUAACGCUUUCCUUCUAAUAGACUACAACGGGUGGGUAAUGUAUGUGAACGGUAAGGAGCGGAUCACGGACUGCCCUGCGGUGAACACUGGUCAGUGGUACCAUAUCGGUGUGUCCUGGAGGAGCUGGGAUGGAGACUGGAGAAUCUACAUCAACGGGAAGCCCUCAGACGGAGGCAAAGGCCUGUCAGUCGGCACCACUAUCCCAGCUGGAGGUGCGCUGGUGUUGGGUCAGGACCAGGAUCAGAGGGGGGAGGGCUUCAACCCUGUCGAAUCCUUCGUCGGCUCCCUCAGCCAGCUCAACAUCUGGGAUCGUGUUCUCACACCACAGCAGAUUAAGGUGCUGGCCAGCAGCUGCCCAGCUUCUCAUGUGACCCACAGAGGGAACGUCCUCGCCUGGCCUGACUUUCUCAGUGGAGUUGUGGGGCGAGUCAAAGUAAACCUCAACAGCAUUUUCUGUGCCGACUGCCCCAAGCUGGAGAACACUGCGCCCCACCUCCACGUCUCCACUGUGGAUGUGCGUCCCGGCGCACAGGUGCAGCUGUCUUGUGAUCCCGGUUUCUACCUGGUGGGGGAGCCUGUGCUGCAGUGCCAAAAUAAAGGAGAGUGGAGUCACAACCUGCCCAGCUGUGAACGUGUGUCCUGUGGACCUCCUCAUCCACUGGAAAAUGGCUUCUUCCAGGGAACAGACUUCCAUGCCGGCAGCUCCGUGGUCUAUGAGUGCAAUGCUGGCUUUUACCUGCUGGGGGACACAAAAGUGCAUUGCACCAACAGCGGCAAGUGGGGAGGAACUCCGCCGGCAUGUUUGGAUGUGGAUGAGUGUGCCCUGGGCUCUGACUUGGUCAGUGGCUGCAUCAGUAAGGUGCCUGAACUCAACGUGAACACCGGGAAUCCUCCGAUGUUUCAGUGUGACGACAGCUACACCCUGGAAGACAAACACACCCUCAAAACUCUUUGCAUCAUUAUUGAGUUCCUUAAUCAGUUUCACAACACUGCCGUGACAAGAAGUCACCCACUCAGCUACUCUUAA